This is a messenger RNA of Laccaria bicolor S238N-H82, 1401 nucleotides long. RefSeq lists its product as uncharacterized. The record is from RefSeq and is a predicted model, not a curated record. The coding region runs from base 1 to 1401 and encodes 466 amino acids. NCBI's taxonomy places the organism in Eukaryota, Fungi, Basidiomycota, Agaricomycetes, Agaricales, Hydnangiaceae. The transcript is spliced from 13 exons.
AUGGCGGGACUAACUAACCAGCGUGAGAAUAAAUUACCAUAUAUAGUUAGUGCCUUUUUGUCUGCAGAUAAUUAUUCUGCUUUUGUCGUCGGCCUCAACUUUGUCUAUACUCUCACCACAAUCACACACUCUCACAAGCUUUCAUUUACUGGUGUUCCUCAAACCUUCUUAUGCACAAAUUUCUGGAACAACUGCAUCGUUCAUGUCAAGCGUGUCUCCAUCAUUGGAAGGACAACAGAACGGAAUGAGGAGAUGAGAUUGAGGGUGGUAUACCCGAGUUCCGAGACACAGAUCGCUGUCGAAUUUACGAGAAUGGGUUAUGAGGGGGGUAGACACGGAGCCUAUGGCAGAGCUCAGAUUCCAUUCCCAGUCUUGAGACAUGAUGGUGGACUUGCUCGACAUCGGAGGCACUCCCCGUCGUCGUCACUUCAUCGGCCUCUCAACCUGCGCAAUGCCUUCAAAUGCGUCCCCUCUCGUCGUCUCAGAGAAGUCAUUGAUAUGGCGUUGCCCAACCCACCCUCAACAUCAUCACGCAUGCUCCGCCGAACACAACAACGCACACACACACUCAGUGCAUUCGUUCUCAUAGUUCAAGACCUCGAGAAGACGCCCGAUAUCGCAUUCUAUGUGCAAGAUUUGGACGUAUACAUUUACAUAGAGGAUUCCGAUUGCCCCAGAAUCAUCCAUUCCCUAAACAUGCUCUCCAACCUCAUCGCAUUCUCCCUUAGUCACAUUGUCUCGCGUCCAGGAGAUCUUGAUUCAUUAUAUUGGGAUGACCUCUGCCCCAAUUUCAUAUCCUGCAUCCAUCGCAUUAUUAGCUCGCCCAAGCUGACCCAGCUUCAUUUUGCAUCGUUCACCAACUUCCCUCUGUCCACUUUCUCUUGGUGUGGUGGGGGCAUCAAAGAGCUCUCACUGUGGAGUGUCGAGUUAUCAACAAAGGGCUCUACACUCCCUGUUAUGACUCCCAUUCGCUUGCGCACGCUCGCCUGUGAUGACGCUGGCUUGAUUCUCAUAGGGCAAUCACUCAAACAAUCCGAAUAUCCCAUAUUGGAUCCAACUCGUGUUCAUCGCUUCAUCGCAUAUCUGGUAAAUGAUGAAGAUGAACGAGGCAACAUUUGCAUGAGAGAGAUACUAUCCUCUUCCGAGCUCUUGCAUAGUAUGUUCAGGUCCACGUCCACGAGCAUGGAUCAAAUUACUCCAAGAGGUCGACAAUGCGUACUGUUGGAGAGGUGCCAAGUGACACAGAACUGUUCAACGGCUACCGCUUGGCAUGCCCAAUCUAUAUAUUAUCAAAGUUGUGAGGAAUUUACGUGGAGGGAGGCUUUUGGUGGAGACGUGAAAUAUGCGUGUAACCCGCCACAUCAAGUUCAAGGGUGUUCUGGUAACAUUGCUGCUUUUUAA